Limanda limanda (common dab) is the source of this 3808-nucleotide messenger RNA. RefSeq names its product DEAH-box helicase 35 (gene dhx35). Bases 18 to 2117 code for a protein of 699 amino acids. Gene Ontology annotation, cellular component: intracellular anatomical structure; catalytic step 2 spliceosome. The record is from RefSeq and is a predicted model, not a curated record. The transcript has 21 exons. NCBI's taxonomy places the organism in Eukaryota, Metazoa, Chordata, Actinopteri, Pleuronectiformes, Pleuronectidae. Gene Ontology annotation, molecular function: ATP binding; RNA binding.
GUGACGUAGAAGGCAAGAUGGCGGCUCCCCCUUCCACGAUGAAAUUUUGGAAGCCGGGCGCCGAGGCUCCGGGGAUCAGCGAGGAGCGGGAGCUCAGCGGGGAGAGCAGCGGCUCGCCCGUCGUCUUCAACCCGCACACAGCGCUCUCCAUCGAGAAGCAGCGGCAGAAGCUCCCGGUCUUCAAGCACAGAAACAACAUCUUGUACUUGGUGGAAAGCUUUCAGACGGUCAUCAUAGUCGGAGAGACGGGAUGUGGGAAGACAACACAGAUACCUCAGUACCUGCUGGAAGCUGGCUGGGCGGCGGAGGGGAAGGUGAUCGGAGUGACACAGCCCCGACGCGUGGCUGCUAUCUCUGUUUCCAACCGUGUUGCGGAGGAGAGGGGGGCCCUGCUGGGACACGAGGUGGGCUACACCAUCCGAUUUGACGACUGCUCUGAUCCUCAAGCCACAAGGAUCAAGUUCCUUACAGAUGGAAUGCUGGUGCGGGAGAUGAUGGCUGAUCCUCUCUUGAAAAAAUACAGUGUGAUGAUUCUAGAUGAAGCUCACGAACGCACCCUGUACACGGACAUAGCGAUUGGUCUGCUGAAGAAGAUUCAGAGGAAGCGGCGAGACCUGCGGCUGAUUGUGGCCUCUGCCACUCUGGAUGCCAAGAAAUUCCAUGACUUCUUCAACCUCAAUGAGUCUGGAGAUCCCAACAAGGACACGUGUGGCAUUCUGACAGUAGAAGGACGCACGUUUCCAGUGGACGUCUUCUACACUGUCAGUCCCGUGCCAGACUAUGUGAAGGCCACAGUGGAGACGGUGCUGAAGAUCCAUGAGACGGAGGAUGACGGAGAUGUCCUGGCUUUUCUUACCGGUCAGGAAGAGGUGGAGAAAGUGGUGUCGCUCCUGCAGGAGCAGGCGCGGUCUCUGUCACGAUAUGGACUGAAGAAACACCUGAGAAUUUUGCCCAUGUACUCUGGUCUGCCAUAUGCUGAUCAGAUGAAGGUCUUUGAGAGGACAUCUUCCUCUGUUCGCAAGGUUGUGGUGGCUACCAACAUAGCUGAGACCUCCAUCACUAUAAAUGGAGUUGUGUUCGUCAUCGACUGUGCGUUUGUGAAGCUUCGAGCCUACAGUCCCUCCACUGGCAUCGAGUCGCUGGUGGUCACCCCCAUCUCCAAAGCCUCAGCGAGUCAGAGGGCCGGGAGAGCCGGACGAAACCGACCUGGGAAAUGCUUUCGACUUUACACGGAGGAGGACUUUGAGAAACUGCCUGCCUCGACUGUGCCAGAGAUGCAGCGCACCAAUUUGGCCCCUGUCAUCCUGCAGCUCAAAGCAUUAGGCAUCGACAAUGUGCUGCGCUUCAGCUUCCUCUCUCCUCCUCCGGCUCAGACCAUGGUUCAGGCUCUGGAGCUGCUCUACGCUCUGGCAGGUCUGGACAAUUACGGCCGUUUGACUGAUCCCACGGGUUUGCGGAUGGCGGAGUUUCCCCUCAGCCCCAUGUUCGCGAAGAUGCUCCUCGAGUCGGGAAACUUCGGCUGCUCCAAAGAGAUUGUUACCAUAGCUGCGAUGAUGCAGAUCCAGAAUAUAUUUGUGACUGCGCCCAAUCAGAAGAAAGCUGCCGCCCGAGAGCACAGGAAAUUUGCAGUUGCUGAGGGCGACCACCUCACCAUGCUGAAUGUGUAUGAAGCGUUCAUUAAGCACCAGAAGAGCUCCCAGUGGUGUCAGGAACAUUUUCUCAACUACAAGGGUCUGCUGCGGGCUGUGACUGUACGAGAGCAACUCCGGCGUCUCAUGAACAAGUUUAAGGUGCCGCGGACUUCCAGUGAAGGAGAUCCUGACGUGAUCCUGAAGUGCAUUGUGUCUGGGUUUUUUGCUAAUGCAGCCCGCAUUCACCAUUCUGGCUCGUACAGGACUUUACGAGACGACCGUGAGCUUCAAAUUCACCCCAGCUCUGUGCUUUUCGGGGAGAAACCUCCAAAAUGGGUUGUCUUCAAUGAAGUAGUGCAGACAGCAAAAUACUACAUGCGCGAUGUGACUGCUGUGGAGUCCACCUGGUUGGUUGAGUUGGCCCCUCACUUUUACAAGCAGGCCAAGCAUGGUUCUCUGGCCAGCAAGAGAUCCCGGAUCCUGUAAAUCUCGUCACCAUUUCACCACGAUUAGACAAAAGUCACCGACCUAAUGGAGAAAAGCCGUCUCAAGUUGCCACUGUGCCCCCUUUCCUUUUCAUUGUAUAUAAAUAUGUAAAAUAUUAAUUUUACAUGUCCACCUGCACAUCCCCCCACACUCUGUGGCCAUGUUAGAAUAGCAGUAAGUAGAUAUAUUUUUUAGUACCGACGUGAACACAUGUGAUUUAUUCCAUUUGAACUUGUCUUGUCUUGCUUUUCGGCAGGAUGUAGUUUAUAUGUAAGAGUAAGUGAUGAUGAAUGUGAGAUGAGUCCAGGCUGUGCCUGUGUGUGCGUUUGUUCAGGCAUCGUCAUGCAGUUCAUUCAUACAUGUACUGUACAUAGUCCGAGCAUCCUGAGGUCCAGGGAUCGACUCCUGUGUCAGAGGCCUGUCCAUACCUGGUUCUAGGCGUCAUUAUUUUUUUAAUUGCCGUAUUUCUUUUGUCCUGGUUGCAUGAUAAAUAAUGAAAGAUGAUAGAGUGUGAGGAUGUUUUCCUGUGAGAGACUUGAGCUUUAGUUUUUUCAGUUAGUUUGCUCUCCUCUUAGCCAGGGUGCUUUGGGGUUUAAUUGGCACUUUAAAUCCAAUUCAGUUUUGAUCUCUUCAACAUCCGGGCAGAAUGUAGUGGUAUAUAUUUUCAGACCGAAAGAGGAUAUACAUUUAUUUUUUUCAGUCAACUUUCAGAUAAUACUGUGAAAGGUCUGCUGUAUUUUGGGCUCCUGGUUUUUCUGCUCUGUAACUACUGUCUAGCUCAGGCGUCGUGGCCUUGUCACCGCUCUGUGCCCGGUUUCUUUAUCAGUCUAUUUCACAUUUCAUUUUCUGGAAUGGAAUGUGCAAAUACACUCGAGCAUUGUAAAUGAAAAGCUGUGAAAUCAAACCUAAAGCUGAAGUGCCAUUUCUAGCUGUGAUGACAAAGUGCUUUCACACAUGUAUCCAAAGCCUCAAGGAAACAGUAGCAUUUAUCUCUGUGGUCAUCGUGAUUGCGUUUCCUCUUAUGGAUCGUCUCACCUCUGAGCAAGGCCAUAAUGUACUUUUCUUUCCUUGUUACCCACCACAUCUUCAACCUGGUGUUCAGUAAAAUGUCCACUUACAGUAUUUAUGACCUCCAUUUCAUAUAGACAGCAUGAAUGUGCCCGACAUUUCUGCUUUCGUCUUUGGUUCUAUUUUACUUUUUGGUUUGUCUUCAGAGGUGUUUGGCUCUGAAAGCGUCAGAAAACUUCAUGUAUUACAACUUUUGUCAUUUCACUCUGCUGGGAUCCAAACCAGCGAGGUCACAGUCACCCAUUUUCACUCCUGCUGCAUUGUCUUGUUCUUGAGGUCAAGAGUGUAGAUUCACUGAACCUGUAAUCAAACCACAGAACAAUACACCAUAGCAUAGAUAACAGCUCAAAUUAGAUGAACACACAAAUGUACACAAAAGUACCUUUGCAUGCUUAACGGUACUCUGAUGUUGACCUAUAAACACUCGAUCAACACCUAGACCUCACCGCAAAUGAAAACAUUUUUUGCGUGUAGACUCGUUUAUUCUCGUUUGUGCUGAUACUUGUGCAGCAGAAGCAGUAAUCUGUAGACCUGUGUCACUGCUCACCUCUGAAAUAAGAAACUAUCACUUGCCAUUUCUUCCUCCCACCCUCUAAUAAAGCCUUAUUGUCAUGCACUGAGAA